Molecule: messenger RNA, 11350 nt
Organism: Cryptosporidium muris RN66
Lineage: Eukaryota; Apicomplexa; Conoidasida; Eucoccidiorida; Cryptosporidiidae
Exons: 1
Coding region: 1-11247 (3748 amino acids)
Cellular component (GO): 90S preribosome; small-subunit processome; nucleolus
Source: RefSeq, a predicted model, not a curated record
AUGAGAAUCUGGAGCUCUUUUAAAAAAAAAAAAAAAAAGGUAUUGGAGAAUUUUAGAAUAAAUUAUGAAAUGGUAGAAAAAAGGGUAAAUAUACAGAAAAGGAGUAAUGAAGAGAAAGUGGGAACUAGAAGUGAAAAUAAAUUUAGAUUCCAAACUUACAUUGACAAGUUAUCGAAUAUUGAUAUUAAAAUAGACAAUAUGACUAGUUUCAUACAUUCUGAUAAAAUUAAUAAUGAUUGUUCCGAUAGUUAUGUUGAAAUUAUAGAUGAAUAUAGCACAAAAGAAUUAAAAGAGACCCAAUUUAGUGAAAAUGUACGUUACUGGGAAUCUUGUGUACGAUAUGAUGAAUUUACAUCAUAUAUUAAAUUAAUACGUCCUUAUAUUCAUUCAUUACCCCAUAUUCUCAUCCACCUAACAAUAAUUAUUGAUACUCUAGCUGAAGGUUUAAUACAAUGUGAAUAUCCAGAAACAGCUGAGGCAAUAUCUAGACUAUUUGGAGUUUUAGCUAAGGAUACUCGAGUAGAAUUAGUACCAAAUUUACCAAAGAUAUUUUUGGCACUAUCAAAAAGAUUAAAUAAACCACUUAAGAAUAGUUCAGUUACUGGAUUUGGAGGAGUAGGAGAGUUCAAUGAGCAAGUUUUAGAAGGUAUAUUUUCAUCUAUAUCAACGAUUUUCUUUUAUUUAUCCAAAUAUAUUUUAGUAGAUCUAGAGAAAUAUAUAAUAAUGUUUGAAGAUUGGAUUUUCCAUCCAAAAUCCUUAGUACGUGCUUUCACUGCUGAAUCUAUAGCUUAUGCACUAAGGAAAGCAGAUAUUAAAGAUGUUAAGAAAGCUAUUAAUAUUAUAUCCAUUUAUAUUUUGAAACAAAGUUUUAAAUGGGAAAAGAAUAAAUUGGAAGAUUUAUCAGAAUGGGUAUCAGAUGUAUUAUUUACAAGUGUAAAAUCUAUUAAUGGUGGUGUAACUACUAAAGGUAAUAUAAUAAUUAAAUACUGCUUAAAACAAAUUUAUUUUGGUAUCACAUAUGAUUCAAGUAUAAUUAAUAUUGAGAAAAUUAACAAAUCAUUCGGAGUUCUAUCUGAUUUCUUUAAUUCAGUUGAUGAAGAUUUAGAUGUGAUAACAGCUCAUCUCGAAACAAAGCUUGAAUAUUACUCAUAUAAACAUAAAUACCAUGAUUUUUUUGAAUGUGUUAUUACUAACUUAUAUAGAAAACUUAGAAUUAAUAUUCUUCAAGGUAGAAAUGAGCUAGUCUUUGUAGAACAAGCUUGUUUGCUUCUUUCAGUAUACUUAGAAUUAUUUUAUUUGGCAUGCACUUAUGAGAUAGAUCAAAAUAAUCAAAAUACAACUGGUCGAGAUAAAGAUGAUCAAUUUGAGUUAUAUAUCGUAAAGAUAUCAAAAUUAUGCGGUACUAUUGCUCAAUGGUAUUCAGGAAAUGGAGAAUAUAAUCAAAUUAUAAGUGAGAAUACAAAGAUAAAUAUAAUAUCGAUCAUUCUUUUACCAAUACAGAAUGGAUGGCUAAAUAUAUUAACUAAAAAUAGUAAGGAUAUAAAGUUACUAAUAGUUUCUUUGAAGCUAAUUAUUGAAAAAGUAAUUAUAGAAAAUCUGAAUGGUAAAGAAAAGUUUUUACAACGAUUAACUAUAAAACUACGUGGAAUAGAAGAGAUAUAUGAAAUUACAUGUGAAUUGAGAAGUUUGAAUAGUAAUUUUUGGAGACUAAAUAAAAUAUUUGAAUUUAAUCAAAAAGAUUUUUUAAGUGACUCAGAUAAUAAUUCAUCUUGGACAUGGCUUCACUUAUUAUUAAACUGUUGUAAUGAUAUUGAAUCAUUAGAAUUAGUAUCUUUUGACCUGUUAAGCACUAUUGGGAAAUAUUUUGAUUGGGAAUGUAAGCCUGUAGAAUAUGAAAAAAUAUUUAUAAUAGUAAAACAACUUGUUAAAUCUGUAAUAAGUAAAUAUAAGGAUAUGAAUAUUAAAUUAGUGUUAAAAUUUUACCAGAUUAUUAAUUUGUAUCUAUCCAUUGGAACUCCUAAAGAUCCCAAAAUAGUUAGAAUAUUAAGGUCUCCAACAAAUUUUUUUUCUAAACAUGAUGAUGAUCUUGUGAAAGUGCUUAUAGAUAUUAGCAUUAAUGUUUUGAAGAGAGGAUUUAUAAUAUUUGAGGAACCACAAAUUGGAACUGAAUAUAAAUCAAUUAUAAAUAAAGAUAAUGAUGUAUUCUUUAAAGAAACAUUACAAGAAGUACUAGUAACUUUAGAAUUAAUUACUAGACUUCAAUGUAAUAAAGUUUAUGAUGUUACUAAUAAAGAGAAUGAACUUUUCAACUUGUUACAAAAAGCUUAUUCUCAAAUUUUAACUGUAUUUAUAAUUCCAUCUGAAUUUACAGCUCAACCUUUUGUCUUAAAAUUUCCUUUAAAUAUAAUCAAUAAAUAUCCCAAUUUAUCAGAAGUAGGAUAUCUUACGCUCUUAAAACUAUUUUUAAGACUUUUUAUAGAAUUGGAUAUUCCUCUCCUUACACUAGACGAUCUGCUAUAUAAUGUUCUAAUUUGGCUGGAUAUAGAUGUAAAUAAUUUAGAGAAACCUUCUAUUCUUGUGCAUGAUCCAAAAUUACCGUCAUUAGAAAUUGAACUCUCAGGAAAUUUGAUUGAAGUCUUAGAUAUAUUUCUAAUUUGUGAUAUUUUUAAAAAAAGGGACUUCAUAUCAACUGACACAAAAUUGCUUGAAAAAUUCAAAAUAUUAGCUUUAUACUGGAUACAAAACCCAUCACAAAAGAUUCGAUUGGAUACUCUACAAAUAUUCAUAAAAAUACUGGAGUCAUUUGAUUUUCAAAAUGAAGAAUUAAGAGCCAAUUUAUCUUUUCUGCUCAAUAUUGUAUAUUUGUUAUAUAAUCUUGAAGCUACUUCAAAUACGAUAGAAAAUGAGCGUAUUAAAAUUCGAUAUAUACAACAAAUUUGUGAUAGUAUAUAUACCAAUAUUACUACAAUUAAUAGUUCAAAAUAUCUUCUAUAUCCCUUUGAAUUAGCUAUUAGAUGUAUUCUGUCUCAAUUUUAUGUUAAAUUCAAUGUAUUGUGGCAGCCAUGUAUAGACAAUAUUACAAGAAUUGCAAAAAUUAUUAUUGGGAAUAAGAAAUCAUCUAUUAAUUCCAAAGAAUUGAUUGGUUUGGUAUGGGAGUGUUCAUUAUCUUUAAUAUAUAUUAACACUUCGAAAAUAAAAAUGGGUAUUGAUUGUUAUGAAAGUUUGUAUACAGAUCACUUUACAGUUCAUGAAAUGGCAUGGAAAGUAUUACAAAAUUUAUAUACUAUUAAUAUUGAACCUCUUAAACAAUAUGAAUUCGUUGUUUUAUUUUGGGUAUUUCAACUGUCCUGCGAAAUUUCCGGAAAUAUUGAUUAUAUGAAUUUUUUAAAUAGUUACAAUAAUCCAGAAAUGAAACUAAAGCUUUAUAUUCCAAGUUGCAAACUUCCAAGCACAGAAAAGGGCUUGAUUUCCAGACUAAAUAAUUCUCUUAAAACUCUUCGAUACAUAUUAAGUAACUUUGAAAUAUUUAUUGAAAAAGUUAAAAUUGAAGAGAAUGAAGUCAUUGAUACAUCAUAUUAUGAUACCAAUGAUAGAAGUAGUGAACAUAUUCAAGAAUCAUUUGAUUUUAUACUCAAUAUAUUAUGUGACAAUUUGAUAUCUCAUUUAUUAUCUAUUAAUUACCCUGAGCUUCAGAUUGAAAUAAUCAAUAUUAUUUCUAAGUGGGGUAAUUAUUCAAAUUACAUUUCUCCAUAUACAAACAUGCUGAAAUCUUUAGUAAAUAGUGAUUCCAGUAAUGAAAACACAUUAAGAAGCAAUUUAUUAAUGUAUCCUUUAUAUUUAGAUAAAGAUACAAUACACAAAGAGCAUCGUUUAGUUGUCAUACCUUUGGUUAUUAGAUUAAUUUUAUCUAAACUUAGCAAAAGUAGAGAAUGCGUUGGAAACAAGAAUAGAGGUGGUGUGAAAACUAUUAAUAGAAAGAGUGGACGUAAAUUAUUAUUUUCAUACUUAUCGCAGCUACCUAAUAAUGAAAUUGGUUUAAUAUUAUCUAUUCUAUUUGAACCUAUUCUCUCCGUAUGCAUUUUAAAUGACCCAGCAGAAAAUUUUUCAGAAUACAAAUAUGAAAACAAAAAGUUAAAGGUAGAUCCUUUAUUAUAUAAUAAGAUUGAUAAUAUAACCCUAAUUAAAAAUAACAGUUUAGAUUCCCCAUUACUUACUAUAUACCAAGAUAAUUUUAUUAAAAUAUAUGGCCAGAUAAAAGAAUUAAUUUUAUAUAAUUUAAUAAACCAAAAUGAGAAUUUUAGUACUUUAGAUACAGUAUCGAAGUGGUUAUGGAGUGAUAGUAUAGGCUUUAUGUACACUGGAACUAUUUUGGAAAGUGAUAUAAGCAAUAAGGAAUUUUUUGUGAAAAUUUACUCAGUUAAGAUUGAUAUAAUGAAUAAUAGCUUAAAGAUUGCGAUAAAAUUUUUAGUUUUAUUAGAAGAUAUUUUAGAUCAAAUGGCACAUAAUUUAAGAAUGUACAUAGCAAAUAUUUUAAUAUUAGUGGUGAAUAUUUUUUGUCAAGUUUGUAAAGAUGAAAUGAAGUAUGACUAUAGUAAAUCAGAAUCAAAAGAUGAAUUCCAGACUUUAUCUAGAGAAGAUGAAAUAGAUUUAAUUGAGAAUCUCUAUACAUCUGAAAUCUCCAGGUUAAGUUCUUCACGUUUCAGAUUAAUAAUACGUAUAUUACUUAAUAGAAUAAGAUCUAUUAUAUUUAGAUAUCCUGAACUUAAUAAAGAAUGGAUCUAUAUUUUAAAACCUAUUGCUAAAAUUUUGCAAUCUAUAUUUAACAAGAGCAUUAAUGGAUCCGGGACAUUCCAAUUAUCUGCAAUAAUAUGCUUUAUAUUAGAGAUAUUUGAGGAUCCAUUAUUAUAUCAAUUACUUCCAAAUAUAUUUCCAGAUGCACUAAGGACUUUAUGUACAAGUAUAUCAAGUAAAGCAGUAAUAACCUAUACUAAAAAUCAUAGCUUUGAAAAAUUUCAGCCUUCUGGUCCUGUUGUAUCAUUAAUAGUCAAAUCAUUCUUAUAUAUGUUAUAUGGUGGGAAAACUAAAUUUGAAAUAUUUAAACAAGAGAAUGACAAGAAAAUGAAUUUAAAUAUAAAUUUGGGGGGUUAUCAGGAUUUUUUAUCAGAUAUAGAAUCUGAUACUUAUAAUAAUGAUAUUCAGAGUAAACAUUUAAACACUAGAAAAGAGGGUUUGAUAUGCAAAAGUGGCUUUUUAUUAUUAUCCCAAUUUAUUCCUGAGUUAUUGAAAUCCUUUGAAAUCUUGAUUGGAGUUCGAUAUAAAACAAAUAAAGUAAAUUACGAGCUAAGUAAUAAAAUUAAUAAAAGUAUGAGUUUAAUUUCUGAUGAAGAAUUACUACUAUUAAUGACAAUAGCUCAAAUAAAUUUCCAGGGAAAGUUGGGUGUUAUACCUGAAUAUGUAGAUGAUAAAAUAGAACAGAAUUCAACAAGAAUUUUGUUAUCAAAAAAUAUCUCGGGGGAAUAUAACUCAAAUUGUGUAAUUAUAGUUCGCCUGAUACUAUUAUUAUUAUCAUCUUCAGUAGCAAAAAUGACCUCAAAAAGUAUAAAAAUUACAUAUCAAUUAAUUCAAUUACUCAGAACAUUAUCUGGGCUCUUAAAACACAAUUUAUUUGAAUCAUUGCAGUUUGCCAAUAAUAUAGUAGUAUCAAAGCAUAAUGAUCUUGAGUUCACUCUUGACAUAGAAGAAAAUAUGAAUAAAUUGACACAAUUACUAUUAACAGAUGAGUCUCAAAUGAAUCCUACUAUUUUCAUUAUAGAUUCUUUGAUAUUAAUAUCAAGAAUUUCAAGCUUGCUACUUUUAAAAAAUAGUGAACUUUUAAUAAGAAUGUCUUUAUCUGAAAUUAUUUUAUUAGCUGAGAUGCAAUUAGUGGGUUUUGGAGAUAAUUUGCAGACAGAAUAUAUCAAAUUUAAAAAUGUAGUUAAAGAAUACCAAAUUGACUCCGAAAAAGAAUUUAUAGAUGAUGAUCCAAUAACUGAAAAUAUGGAGAUCUGGUUUUCAAGUCGAGAAUCUAAUACUAAUAUUGAAGACAGUUGUAAAAAAUCUAAACUAGUACUUACAGAAGAUUCUAAUGAAAAGUGGUAUGUAUUUAUCUCUUACUUAGUGUUUUGUUUAAAUACCCAACAACAUGGAAAUGUAAUUCCAAUACCAGAUAUUAAUCUUCAAAUACAAUUACUAAUUAGAUUUACUGAAUAUCUAUUUGGUGAGAAUCAAAAGAAUAAAUUUGCAUGUUCAGAUAACGAUAUCCCAAUUCAAUCAUUACUUCCUCUAAUAUGUCAAUUAAUAAAUUUUAUAGGUACUUCACAUAGUGACUUUACUGUAAGACAGAUGUCUAUGAAAUUAAUUGUAAAAUUCCUGGAAUCUUGGAUUAAUAGAAUAAAUUAUGAAUUGGAAAAAUAUCAAAAUUUGGGAGAUCCAAAUACUUUAUAUUGUAGGAAGUCUGUGCUUUUGUUCUAUAAAUUAGUUACAAAAAUAAUAGUGACUGAAGAACAUAAGAUGCUCAAAUUUUCCAAUGACUUAUCAAUUAAAAGAUGUGCUAUAGAACUUAUAGGUACAAGGGUUGAACUAAUUGGACAUCUAGAAUUUCCUAAGGUAGCUAAGAUUUUAAAUACUAAUGCAUAUAAUUUAAUGGAGGAAUUUCAUCUAGAAUUUUAUCCUAUUUUAAAGUAUUGCGAAACAAAUGAAAAGAAUUAUGCAAAUAUUUUUGAAGAAAUAGUUCAUAUUCAAAAACAUAGAAGAGCUAGAGCAUUAAACUAUCUUGGAAAAUUUGCUAAAUGGUGUAGGGAUAAUAAAGAAAAGCUCAAUAAUUCAAGACAUUCAUUUGAAAACAAACGGCCUUGUUUUUUUUUAGAUCAAUAUCCAAUUUACAAUUCAAUAACAAGUUAUACAGUGAAAAAUAUUGGAAUUCCUCUUUGUAUUGAUGCACUAUUACAGAGAAGUUCAAGCAAAGAAUCAUAUCAUUUGGGAUUAGGAGAUAAUUCUUUAAGGGCUUUAGAAUGCUUUACACCCUAUUUGACAUGGAGGGAAUGUAUAUCUUUGACAGGCAGUUUAGUAAAGUUAUUACGUGUCUUACCUCAAAGAAAAACUUAUAUUAUUAAAGCAAUUUGCAUUGUAUUAAAUUCAUUUGAUUUCCAUAUUCAAGAGAGUCUCCUUAGUGAACAUGCACUAAGAUUUUUAGAAAAAUCAAAUAUAGAGAAGACUUUAUUAAGAUCGGAAGGAUCUGAAAUUGAAUUUGAAGGGGAUAUUUCACUAGAUAAAUCAAUAGAUGAAGAAGUGGUUGAUGAGUUAACUGAAAUGCAGAACAGUUUACGUAGGAAAUUAUUGCCAAUGUUACGUUUCCUCAUGGUAGAUAAAAGUAAUAAUAUUUUAAGUUCAUAUGAUGACAAUCAUACAAAUAAUCCUAUUAGUAAAUUUGAGAAAUCUUCUACAGUAAAUUAUGGUUUAAUACGUCCAGAAAUAGUUUUAGUUAUUUUAAAAAUACUUAAAUGCCUUCCCGAUAAACAAUUUCACUCAGAACUUCCAAGACUCGUGAACCAAUUGAUAAUAGCCUUAAAAUCUAAGGAUCGUGAAACUAGGAGACGUACUAGAGCUGCUUUAAAAUCUGUUUGUGAUACUUUGGGAAUAAAUUAUUUGCCAUGGAUUUUCUCUCAAAUGUCUGAAAUACUUACUAAAGGUUAUCAACUUUCUGUUUUAAGUUUUACUAUUCACUCUAUUCUUAAGGAAGUAAUAAGUAAUCAUAAAAACAGGCUAAAAAACACUGAACAUGAGAUAUGUGGGAACUCAGAAGAAUUCAUUUUAGAUUCUUGUAUUCAACAUUUAGCACCUCUUAUAUCUAGUGAGUUGAACAGGAUUGCAGAUCCAGAUCGUCGCACAGCAUUAGAAACCAUAGAUACCCCAGUAACAUCAAAAGUAGAUGAGUGCAAGUUUGUUCGUUGCCCAGAAAUUAUGAAAAUAAUUAGUGAAUAUGUUUCAAUUGAUGGAAUAAAUGAGAUAUUUAGGUUUUUAUAUGGACUCUUAAAUGGUACUUGGGGAGAUCGUGACGGUAGCAUAAUUUCUGAUGCUUACAGUCAGAAGUAUUUACAUUGGAUUAAACAAUUGAUUAUUCAAUCUUGUGCAGGAUUUAUUAAAAAUAGAAACAUAUGUACUUUAAAUAAACUCGAUUUUUCAGUAAAAUUGCUCGCCCUAAGUUUAAAUUUUGAUCCUAAGAUGAAACGUGAUAAAAAAGUAAAUGAAAUCAUAAACAUAUUAGAACCACUUUACUCAAGCAAAUAUCUUGAUAAUUUCGAGAUUUUAAUAGAUGAAAUGAAAGUAAUGAGUGAAGAUUUGAGUUUAUCUUCUAUAAAUAGUGGUCUGCAAAAAGUUAUACAGAAAAAGGAUCAGAUAUUUAUGAUACAACCAGGAGCUGCGUCUGGACGUGGGAUACAUCAGAUAAUAAAACCAAAAAGAGGAUAUGAACAAAAGAUUCAGGGGGUUGUAUUAGGUCAGUCAGCUCUUUAUAUUUUAAACUAUAUCCUAAAAGAAGUUAGAAUAAAUAAACUAUAUGAGGAUUUACAAAGUUAUGAUUCUAUUACUUCAAUAAAUACAAGUUUGAGUUAUUUGAUUCCUUUAGCUACCUUAGCAUUCUUAAGUAGCUCUCACGAAGUAGUUACAAUAUCUUCUAGAUGUUUAUUACGCCUCAUAACUCUUGAGUCACUUAACAAAAACUCAAGAAGUUUUGUAGGACCUUUACAAGAGAAUACUAUUAUGAACUCCAAAGUACUUGAUAUAGAAAUUACUUUGUAUUCUUUACUUGAUAAAUGUGGACCAAUUAUUGCAAAGAAUGUUGUUUCAAUAAUGGAAAGAUCAAGUGUAAGUUCAUCCAAUGCUUUGAAUUCUAUAACAGACUUGACAUCAUCUUGUCUAAAACUUCUGGUAGCAUUAUUACUACGUCAUAGUUCUUCUGAAUGGUUUAAUUCUAUUAUAUGGAUUAAAGAUAAAAAUUUAACCCCACAACUAAGCCCAUUUUACAUAAAUUUACUACGUCAGUUACAUAUUUGUGUAAAUGAUCGUAGAUUAAGGCUAGUUUCUCUACAGCUUAUACGCCAAGUGAUAUUAUAUGGUAAAUCAAGUAUUUCAGCUUCAAGUGAGUCACUAGGAUCCUUAUACUCAUUGGUUGAUUCUAUAUUACCCUUACUCGUGCAAUAUAGUAGUGUUGAACCUAAGCUUGUUCGUCUUGGAAGUUGUCUCUAUGCAGAAUUUCUUUUAUAUUAUCCAAUGAGUGAUAAAGCUCAAAGACAGAGAAUAUCAAUAUUAUUGGAGAAUCUUCCUAGUUAUUCAACAUCCGAAGGAAGACAAGCAAUAUUAUUUGCCCUAUAUACCCUAGUUACUAGACUACCAGCUCAAUUAAUUAUUGAGUCAUACAGUAUAAUGAUAACAUGUGGAUUAACAUUAUAUUUAUCAAAUGAGACCGAUUCAAGGUGUGUUUCAAUGGUUGAAUUGAUUAUAAAUGAUAUUUUAAAUCUCUAUGGUACAAACAAACGUGGCAGAUUUCAAUUAAUUACUCUUCUUAUCAAUACGCUGGAACCACUCUAUGAAAAGCUUUGCAUUAAGCGUUGCCUUAUCACAACACUUAGAAUGAUUCUUGGUUUCUUUCAAAAUAAAAAGUUGGAAAAUAGGUUACAACAUGAGUUAAAACAAUACCUAGAAAUUGUAUUUGUUCAAUUAUAUAGAUGUGUAAAUUCUUUUGAAUACCAAGAAAAUACAUCAAUUUGUAAGAGUUAUAGGCUCCAGUAUGAAUCAUACUUACUUUUGGAAAACUUACUGGGGGAUUCCGUAAGUGAAACUGAAUUUUUUGAUAAUUGGUUAUCAGAGAAAAGUCAAUCUAAUAUAUCCGAAGAUCAAAUUCUACAAAUAUCGGACAUGUGGAAGGUUAUAUGGGAGAAUGUUACUAACAUUGGGCUAUCAAGCUAUCAUUUAUGGGUAAGAGCUUCAUCUAUUAGGAUUACAUUGAAGGCUUUUAAAUAUUGUAUAAAUAUCGGUGAAUUUGAUCAUUCUAAAGUAUCAAUCAUUUUUAGAGCUUGUUUAGGAGAUAGCCAGAUAUUUGGGAAAUUAUUUAAUAAAAUUAUUGUACAUUUGUUUGAUCCAGUAGUUGAAAGUGCUUCUUGGUUAUGUCCUAUGAUUUUAUCAUGUGUACAGCAUGGUACUCUACUAUCUGGACAUUUAGAUUCAUCAUGGAAACCUCCUUCGAAGUCUUUGAAUGGAAAAAACAAAAUAUCUAGUACUGAUUCUGAGACACAAGAAUUCCAGAGUUUAGAAAAAAAAACUUAUAAGAAGAUUGAUAUUUUAGAGGAAAAUGAAGUAACGGAGUCUGACUGGUUAAUAAUAGAAAAUGAUGAAUAUGAAGAUGAAUUAAAUAUAGAAAAUGAUGAUAUUGAUAAUGAGGUGAAUAAUUAUUUAUCUAGUAAAAUUCCUGAAAUCCCUAAAGAUACACAAAAUAAAAAAAAGACUUUAAUGGAAACUCAUACAUUAAAUGAAAGUGAUGAUAAUCAAUGGCUAUGUUGUAGGUCAGAGAAAUCUGAAAUAAUUCCAAAAGUAAUUCCAAAAGAAUCCAAAGUUUCUAAACCAUUUUGGUGGAUCUUAAACCGUGUGGCUUGGCACUGUCGUCUAUACACUACAGAACCUGGAAAAUUUAGAGUUAGACUACUACUAAAUCUUAAAUUCUUAUAUGAUUUUUCUCAAUGGUUACCACAAUAUACAGAAGAGUUAAUUUCCAAUGAAUACUCAAAUAAGACCUUAAGACACUCAAUAAAGGCUUUAUUUCAAUGCUCCACAAUUAUUCAUUCAAGUCCGAAUUCCCCUCUUGAUUCUAUUAUAAUAGAUAAUCCAAAAAAUAUUAGUUGGAUAACAAGAAUUGGUCAUUUAUCUGUUCAAGAGGUUAUAAGGAAUUUCUGUUGGUUAAGUCAGAGAGCACUAGAAGAAUGGGACAGACAAUUUUCACUUAUGGGAUAUUCUACAAUUUUAUAUAAAUACUUAUCUGAAGCUAGGCAAGAAAUACUUACGUUAAGGAAUAAAAGAAAGACUCAGUUGAAGCUAGAUUUGGUUAAAAGACCAGAAGUAGUGGCUAGACGGAGAUUCUCAAAGAGAUUAAAAAGUCGUUUAUUAAACAAGAAGAAGUCACAGAAACAUAAACAAAGACGUUUGAGGGGAGUUAAUUAAUAUGCUUUUUUGCAAGUGUAUAAUAUUAUCACCUAAUUAGCUAUUUAAUUCUUUAUACAAGUUCUAUAUACUUAAAUGAGAAAUUAAGAUUAUAAUAAAUCUG